AUCAACAUGAGCUUAACAUUUUACACUAUGAAUAAUUUAUUGGACUUCGAGAAUAACCAUAAUUUUUUGUUUUUUCGUAAACUAAUAACCAUAAAUUUUCACCACUGAAGUAGUCAUUUAAUGGAUUAACUUGUCCCUAAGGCCAAGUCAGUUGUAUGUACUAGGAGUAUAAAGUUAAACAUAAUGAAUAUGGGUUGGAAAAAAUACAGUAUGAUCUAAAAAGAGAGGCAAUGUCACUGAUAUUAAAUUUAACAAAGCAUCAAAUUAUCAGGUGAUAUGUAACAUACAGUAAGUCAGAAAUUAAGUAACGUAAAAUAGGGCCUGCUUAAUUACUUGGUAUAACUUUGCUUUCAAACAUCAGAGUGCAGUAUGAACAUUGACAUAAACCAAUGGGCCGAUGGAUCAUGGGGUUUAGAUAAGCCACUCAACAAAUAUUGGCGAAUAGGCUUAACAGUCUUCAAACAUUAGGCCCAAUCUUCAUACAAACGAGCUACACCUUUUUUGUUAGGACAAAACUACCGGUCAUUGCCUUUAACUCCAGAGAGAUCUGAGGACUAUACAUAUACUAUACACCUCCUCUCUAAUGUUAAUAGUACCAAACAGAAAAAUCUAACUACAUCUAUAGUCCGAAAUCUUGUUGUUCCUACAAAAUGCAUUAUUACCCAAUCAAUAAAUAGAAAGUUCUGUUUUGUAUUUUUCUGUUAAUUUGUUUUACUAAGUUCAAACAAAUCAGUUUGAUUUGGUCACCAAGUUAUAUUGUGAGUGGUCUUUUGGUAUAUUCUUAGUGACUAAGAAAUAGAUAAAAAUGCAAAUCAACUCCGGAAGUAUAUGCUUUUACAUUCCAAUUUAUUUAUUUCAUAAGAUUUGGCUGCUUUACAGUCAAUCAACUUUUUUUAUUUUUAAUGUUUUUCUUUCUUCUUUUUCCAUGCACGUUGGUAUUAUGGUGUAAACAAUUGCAGUGAUACCCCAUUGUUAGUUUCUUUAGCAAGGAUUUAGUAUAAAACAACUUUUGUUUUGAAGAAAACUACAUACACCGAAUCUCUGUUUCUGCAUAUCCUAUCACCUUUCACUUUAACACUUUCUUUAAUUCGUUUCUUUUUGGAGAAAAAGCUUACUUAAGUUAAUUAAAAAGUCAUUUUCCACUUUUAUCUUUAUGACAUCUAAGACCAAUUAUGCAAGCUAAUUAACAUUUUGCCUCUUGAUUUAAUCACCAACAUGUAGUAAUCAAACUCUGGACAUACCUUUUCUUUUUCUGAAAUUCCAGGUUAACCAAGUGUUUUCACAUAUGCAUGCCAAAAUAUGUGUGGUUAAGUGAUAUAAAAUUGUGUGUUCAAAAAAAAAAGGUUGAGUGAUAUAAAAUUAGGAGUAAACAAAAGAGUUAAUUUAAUAUUUUCAUUUUAUUAAAAUAUUAUUUCGAGCCUUUUUAAUUAAAAUACUAUUGUUUUUUUUGCAAUAUAUUUUUAAUCACCGUUUUCCCUCGCAAAAAGAAGAAAAAAACGUCUCUCCAACUAAUAAAUAAAGAAAAGCAAAAAGAAAUCGCACCAUCAUCAUAUCUCCUCACACCCCAAAAAAAAAAAAAAAAAAAAAAAUCAAAUCCCUUUUUCAAAAAACUUCCGCCAUGGAAACUCACCUCGCUAAGCAAUUAACACCUUUAUAUAACACUCUCCACUCAUCUCCCUCCUCCUCCCGAAUGCUUCCCUCCAACUACUAUGUCUCACGAAAUCGUCCCCGUGGACCCCAUCGACCUCCCCAGCACGAGCUACUCACGCCCCAUCACGUCUCCACAAGAUUCGCCGGAACACCACCACCACCACUACACCAGGUCCCUCACUUUCCGCGAACACGUCUCCGAGCCCUUCGACAGCGAGAGGCUUCCCGCCACAUUGGCCUCAGAGAUUCAGAGGUUCCUUCGUAUUGCCAACUUGGUUGAGUCCGAGGAACCUCGUAUCGCUUACCUUUGCCGUUUCCAUGCGUUUGAGAUAGCUCACCACAUGGACAGAAACUCGACGGGGAGAGGUGUACGGCAGUUCAAGACUUCUCUUCUUCAAAGGCUUGAACAGGAUGAAGAGUUUACUGUGAUAAGAAGGAAGGAGAAGAGUGAUGUUCGAGAACUCAAACGUGUUUAUCAUGCUUACAAAGAGUAUAUUAUCAAACAUGGUGUUGCUACUUUCAAUUUGGAUCAUAGUCAGCGAGAGAAGUUGGUUAACGCACGGAGAAUUGCUUCUGUUUUGUAUGAAGUCCUUAAGACUGUCACUAGUGGCGCUGGCCCUCAGGCUAUUGCGGAUAGAGAAAGCAUUCGUGCAAAAUCUGAAUUCUAUGUUCCCUAUAACAUUCUUCCCCUUGACAGAGGAGGUGUUCACCAAGCAAUUAUGCAUCUACCUGAGAUUAAAGCUGCUGUUGCAAUUGUACGUAACACUCGUGGGUUGCCUCCUCCAGAGGACUUUCAGAGACACCAGCCUUUUGUGGAUUUGUUUGAGUUUCUGCACUACGCAUUUGGUUUCCAGAGUGGAAAUGUUGCCAACCAAAGAGAACAUAUGAUCCUACUACUCAGUAACACCAUUAUACGCCAACCUCAGAAACAGUCUUCACAACCAAAGUCUGGUGAUGAGGCAGUAGAUGCAUUGAUGAAGAAAUUUUUCAAAAACUACACAAGCUGGUGCAAGUUUCUUGGGAGAAAAAAUAACAUCAGGUUGCCCUGUGUGAAAAAGGAAGCCCUACAAUAUAAAACGCUAUACAUAGGACUCUACCUUCUCAUAUGGGGAGAAGCUUCGAAUUUGAGGUUCAUGCCAGAGUGCUUGUGUUAUAUUUUCCAUCAAAUGGCAUAUGAAUUACAUGGAGUUUUAGCUGGUGAUGUUAGUAUGAUAACUGGGGAGAAGGUCGUUCCAGCAUAUGGUGGAGGUCACGAAACUUUUCUUAAGAAAGUAGUUACCCCAAUAUACAAAGUUAUCGAAAAGGAAGCUGAGAAGAACAAGAAUGGAACUGCUGAUCAUUCUAUGUGGAGAAACUACGAUGAUCUCAACGAGUUUUUCUGGUCUAUUGAAUGCUUCGAAUUAGGUUGGCCAAUGCGUUCGGAACAUGACUUUUUCUGUGUAGAGCCAUUAGAUACCAGUAAACCAAGGAGAUGGAGAGAAAAACUUAGAUUCCGCAGGCAGACGAAGAAAACAGAUGAAGAAAUGGAGGAUGACGAAGAACUUGGGCCUAUAACUGAGGAACAAAUUAAACCAACACAAAGGUGGCUGGGGAAGACAAAUUUUGUAGAGAUUCGUUCCUUCUGGCAGAUAUUCAGGAGCUUUGACAGAAUGUGGAGUUUCUUUGUUUUGUCUCUACAGGCAUUAAUUAUUAUGGCUUGUCACGAUGUGGGAUCUCCACUCCAAAUUUUCAACGCCAACAUAUUUGAAGAUGUCAUGAGCAUUUUCAUCACUUCUGCAUUUCUAAAGCUUAUAAAAGGUAUUCUUGACAUAAUCUUCAAGUGGAAAACCAGAACCACAAUGCCGAUCAAUGAAAAAAAGAAACAGAUGGCGAGGUUGGGCUUCGCUGCGAUGUGGACAGUUAUUCUACCAGUUCUUUAUUCUCAUUCAAGAAGGAAAUACAUUUGCUAUUUCACAAGUUACAAAACUUGGCUUGGUGAAUGGUGUUUUUCUCCGUAUAUGGUGGCGGUCACUAUAUACCUGACCGGAAGUGCGGUUGAGCUGGUCUUGUUUUUCGUUCCUGCCAUCAGCAAAUACAUUGAGACCUCGAAUCAUCGCAUUUUCAAAAAUUUGUAUUGGUGGGGACAGCCUAGGUUAUUCGUUGGGCGAGGAGUGCAAGAAACUCAGAUAUCACAAUUCAAGUACACUUUCUUUUGGAUUCUGGUUCUCCUAACCAAGUUUGCUUUCAGCUAUGCAUUUGAGAUAAAGCCUUUAAUAGAACCUACACGACUGAUAAUGAAAGUUGGCGUGCGGAAUUAUGAAUGGCAUGAAAUUUUUCCAGAAGUGAAGAGCAAUGCUGCUGCAAUUGUUGCAGUAUGGGCGCCAAUCAUGGUGGUUUAUUUCAUGGAUACACAAAUAUGGUACUCAGUUUUCUGUACUAUCUUCGGUGGACUGUAUGGAGUUCUGCACCACCUUGGUGAGAUCCGAACUUUAGGCAUGUUGAGAGGCAGGUUUCAUACUUUACCAUCUGCUUUUAAUGCAUCCCUUAUUCCACACUCAAUGAAAGAUGAGAAAAGGAGAAAACAAAAAGGCUUUUUCCCCUUCAACUUUUGCAGGGGAUCUGAUGGGCAGAAAAAUAGUAUGGCCAAGUUUGUCUUGGUAUGGAACCAAGUCAUUAACAGUUUCAGAACAGAAGAUCUGAUAAGUAACAAGGAACUAGAUUUGAUGACGAUGCCAAUGUCAUCGGAGGUAUUAUCAGGGAUCAUCCGUUGGCCUAUUUUCCUCCUUGCAAAUAAGUUUUCAACAGCUCUGAGCAUUGCGAAAGACUUUAACGGGAAGGAUGAGGGUCUUUAUCGAAGGAUUCGUAGAGACGAAUACAUGUACUACGCAGUAAAAGAAUGUUAUGAGUCUUUGAAGUACAUCCUUCAGAUUCUUGUUGUUGGUGAUCUCGAGAAAAAGAUCAUAUCUGGCAUAAUAAAUGAGAUAGAGGAAAGUAUCAGACAGUCAAGUUUGCUUGAAAAAUUUAAGUUGAAAGAGCUUCCAGCGUUGCAUAAAAAAUGUAUUGAGUUGGUUCAACUUCUGGUUGAGGGGAGUGAAGAUAAACUCCCUGUUGAGAAAAUUGAAGAGCAGCAUAGUAAACUUGUAAAGGCUCUUCAAGAUAUCUUUGAGCUUGUGACAAAUGAUAUGAUGGUACAUGGUGAUAGAAUUCUGGAUUUGCUCGAGCCUCUGGAGGAUUCAGAAGAGGACACAGGGAUUUUUAUGAGGGUUAUAGAACCACAGUUGUUUGAAUCCUAUGGAGAAAGAAGAUGCAUUCAUUUUCCGCUCCCGGAUAGUACUUCAUUGAGUGAACAGAUCCAGCGGUUCCUAUUGCUGUUAACCGUCAAAGAUAGUGCAAUGGACAUACCAGAGAACUUAGACGCUCGACGACGCAUAUCUUUCUUUGCUACUUCGCUUUUCAUGGAUAUGCCAGACGCUCCUAAAGUACGCAAUAUGAUGUCCUUCAGUGUCUUGACACCGCAUUAUCAGGAGGAUAUUAACUUUUCAACAAAGGAACUACAUUCCGCCAAGUCCAGCGUGUCAAUCAUCUUUUAUAUGCAGAAGAUUUUUCCAGAUGAGUGGAAAAACUUUCUGGAGCGAAUGGGAUGUGAGAAUUUAGACGCAUUAAAGAGAGAGGGUAAAGAAGAAGAGCUUCGAAACUGGGCUUCAUUUCGUGGACAAACAUUAAGUAGAACAGUUCGUGGUAUGAUGUAUUGCCGAGAAGCUCUGAAAUUGCAGGCCUUCCUUGACAUGGCAGAUGAUGAGGAUAUUCUUGAAGGAUAUGAUGACGUGGAACGAAGUAACCGACCUUUAGCCGCACAACUUGAUGCAUUAGCAGAUAUGAAAUUCACAUAUGUUGUCUCUUGCCAAAUGUUUGGAGCCCAAAAAUCAGCCGGGGAUCCUCACGCACAAGACAUCCUCGACCUUAUGAUAAAGUACCCAUCUCUCCGUGUUGCAUACGUUGAGGAGAGGGAAGAGAUCGUGUUGGAUAACCCUGAGAAGGUUUACUACUCUAUAUUGGUGAAAGCUGUCAACGGUUUCGAUCAGGAAAUAUACCGGGUCAAACUUCCUGGACCACCUAACAUCGGAGAGGGGAAGCCUGAGAACCAAAACCACUCCAUAAUUUUCACUCGAGGUGAAGCACUUCAGACGAUUGACAUGAACCAAGAUAACUACCUGGAAGAGGCUUUUAAAAUGAGAAACCUCCUUCAAGAAUUUCUUCGGAACCGUGGAAGAAGACCUCCAACAAUACUUGGGUUAAGGGAACACAUCUUCACUGGAAGUGUUUCUUCUCUAGCAUGGUUCAUGUCAUAUCAAGAAACCAGUUUUGUCACAAUCGGUCAAAGGCUUCUUGCUAAUCCUCUCAGAGUCCGGUUUCACUAUGGACAUCCUGAUGUCUUCGACAGAAUAUUUCACAUAACAAGAGGUGGUAUCAGUAAAGCAUCAAGGACUAUUAACCUAAGCGAGGACGUUUUCGCCGGUUAUAAUACAACCCUACGACGUGGAUGCAUAACCUACAAUGAGUACCUUCAAGUCGGAAAAGGUCGUGAUGUUGGCCUCAAUCAGAUCUCAAAGUUUGAGGCCAAGGUGGCUAACGGAAACAGCGAGCAGACCAUUAGCCGUGACAUAUACCGUUUAGGACAACGUUUUGAUUUCUUCAGAAUGUUGUCUUGUUAUUUCACAACCAUUGGAUUCUACUUCAGUAGCUUGAUCUCCGUGAUUGGGAUUUACAUAUAUCUCUAUGGUCAACUCUACCUCGUGCUCAGUGGGUUGCAGAAGACACUUAUACUUGAGGCUAAGGUGAAGAACAUAAAAUCAUUAGAGACAGCCCUUGCCUCUCAGUCAUUUCUCCAGCUAGGUCUCUUAACCGGUUUACCGAUGGUGAUGGAGAUUGGAUUGGAGAAAGGCUUUCUCAUAGCCUUUCAAGACUUCAUACUCAUGCAGCUUCAGCUCGCUGCCUUCUUCUUCACUUUCUCUCUAGGAACCAAAACUCAUUACUUCGGCAGAACGAUCCUCCACGGAGGCGCCAAGUACAGACCCACGGGGCGUAAAGUGGUGGUGUUCCACGCCAACUUCAGCGAGAACUACAGAUUAUAUUCGCGUAGCCACUUCAUCAAAGGGUUUGAGCUCAUCAUUCUACUGGUGGUCUACGAGCUGUUCAAGCAUACGUCUCAAAGCAACAUGGCUUACUCGUUCAUCACCUUCUCGGUGUGGUUCAUGUCGCUUACUUGGUUAUGCGCACCGUUUCUCUUCAACCCUUCGGGCUUUACGUGGGAGAUAAUAGUCGGAGACUGGAGAGAUUGGAACAGGUGGAUCAAAGAGCAAGGCGGGAUAGGGAUUCAGCAGGACAAGAGCUGGCAGUCUUGGUGGAACGACGAGCAAGCCCAUCUCCGUGGCUCUGGUGUUGGCGCUCGCUGUUUGGAGAUAGUUUUGUCUCUCAGAUUCUUUUUGUAUCAGUAUGGUUUGGUCUAUCACCUUGACAUCACCCAAAGCAGCACUAACAUCAUAGUCUACGCGCUUUCUUGGGUCGUAAUCCUCGCCACGUUCCUCACGGUCAAGGCCGUUGACCUAGGGAGGCAACUGUUCAGCACGAGAAAACACCUCGUGUAUCGGUUCUUCAAAGUCUUCGUCUUCGUGAGCAUUCUUACGGUCAUCAUCACACUAUCAAACAUCUGCCACCUCUCUAUCAAGGACCUUAUAGUCUCUUGCUUAGCUUUCUUGCCUACGGGUUGGGGUCUGAUUCUGAUAGCACAAGCUGUAAGGCCAAAGAUAGAAGGGACGAACUUGUGGGAGUUCACACAGGUUCUAGCUAGAGCUUAUGAUUACGGAAUGGGAGUGGUUUUGUUUGCACCAAUGGCUAUCUUAGCAUGGCUUCCUAUCAUCUCUGCGUUUCAGACGCGGUUUCUCUUUAAUGAAGCUUUUAACAGAAGGCUUCAGAUUCAACCUAUUCUUGCUGGCAAGAAGAAGAAGUAGACUUUUCUUCCUUUUCUUCCACGACUUUCCUUUGUACAUCUUUGUAACUAUUUCACUUGUUAAUUGCUGCUCUCUGUACAAAAAUUCUAUUGAUACAAAAUAUUUAACCGGUAUUCUCGAUUUUUUAA
Messenger RNA from Raphanus sativus (radish), 7765 nucleotides. Its product is annotated as putative callose synthase 8. Gene Ontology annotation, biological process: (1->3)-beta-D-glucan biosynthetic process. Gene Ontology annotation, cellular component: 1,3-beta-D-glucan synthase complex; plasma membrane. NCBI's taxonomy places the organism in Eukaryota, Viridiplantae, Streptophyta, Magnoliopsida, Brassicales, Brassicaceae. The coding region runs from base 1710 to 7637 and encodes 1975 amino acids. The record is from RefSeq and is a predicted model, not a curated record. The transcript has 40 exons. Gene Ontology annotation, molecular function: 1,3-beta-D-glucan synthase activity.